Molecule: messenger RNA, 3819 nt
Organism: Budorcas taxicolor (takin)
Lineage: Eukaryota; Metazoa; Chordata; Mammalia; Artiodactyla; Bovidae
Gene: TDRD12
Product: tudor domain containing 12
Exons: 31
Coding region: 1-3819 (1272 amino acids)
Biological process (GO): transposable element silencing; germ-line stem cell division
Molecular function (GO): ATP binding; nucleic acid binding
Source: RefSeq, a predicted model, not a curated record
AUGGCGAUUGAAGAUCCAGGUUGCUUCUGGGUUGUUAUAAAAGGAUGUAAUCCCUUUUUAGAUGAUGAAGUUGACUAUCAAAAACUAAAUAGUGCCAUGAAUGACUUCUAUAAUAGCAUGUGUCAAGAUAUAGAAAUAAAACCACUAAAGUUGGAAGAAGGGCAGGUUUGUGUGGUUUAUUGUCAGGAACUAAAGUGCUGGUGCAGGGCAGUUAUUAAGUCAAUUGUGUCUUCAGCAGACCAUUACCUCGCAGAGUGUUUCCUUGUGGAUUUUGCCAGAUACAUUCCAGUGAAAUCCAGAAACAUCCGAGUUGCCAUAGAAACUUUUAUGCGGCUUCCCUACAGAGCAAAAAAAUUCAGACUGUACUGCACAAAACCUGUCACAUUGCACAUUAACUUCUGUGAAGACAGUGCUGAAAUUGUACGGGCCAAGAAGUGGGACAGUGCAGCUGUUCAGUACUUCCAGAACAUCCUGAAAGCAACUACCCAGGUAGAAGCCAAAUUGUGUGCUGUGGAAGAAGAUACUUUUGAGGUUUACCUUUACGUAACUCUGAAAAAUGAAAAGGUUUGUGUUAACGAUGACCUGGUUGCAAAGAACUUCGCUUGUUAUGUGUCACCCAUGGAGAAUAAGAACUUUGAUUCUUUGGAGAAGCCAAGAUUGAAUAUAAAGUCAGCAUCCUUUUCCAAUAAGCUCAAUCCAGCACUUACUCUUUGGCCAAUGUUUUUGCAAGGAAAAGAUUCUCAAAGGAUGGAAAAUAAGACUGUAAAAUGUACUAUGGAUUCAUUGAAAGGUUCACCUAAAAAAGAAUCUGAAAAGAAACAACAGUACAUCUCCUUGAAAGAUGCAAAUGAGUGUGUUGAAUCUUCAGUGUGCUGGCCAACGAAGAGAGGCAUAACCAUAUAUGCCAAUCCAGACACACCAGCUGCAAGUGCUUCAUGUCAAAAGUCAAGUGAGAAGCCACUUAGAUCAGCUGAGAAGAAAGAAUACAAUGAGAAGAAUGGCUGUGUGAAAUUACUGCAGUUUUUAAACCCUGAUCCUUUGAGAGCUGAUGGAAUCUCUGAUGUACAGCAGUUGCAGAAGCUGAAAUCGGGGUCUCGGCAGCCCAUGGCAGUUUUGCGAAACAAGAUUGAGCCCUGCUUAUCUGUCGAGACAGCACCACUCUCAACAGACCUGAAAAAGGCUCUUCAAAGAAAUAAGUUUCCCGGCCCCAGCCACACUGAAUCUUACUCUUGGCCUCCCAUAGCACGUGGCUGCGACGUGGUGGUCAUUUCUCACUGUGGAAAUGACCCUUUGUUGUACCUUCCACCAAUGCUUACGAUUCUGCAAACAGGGGGCUGCUACAAGUCAUUGCCAAGUAGAAACGGACCUCUGGCAGUCAUCGUGUGCCCUGGUUGGAAAAAGGCCCAAUUUAUUUUUGAAUUAUUGGGAGACUAUAUCGCAUCCUGCAGACCUCUUCAUCCUGUGUUGUUAACAAUCGGACUCCACAAAGAUGAAGCCAAAAAUAUGAAGCUUCCAAGGGGGUGCAAUGUGAUUGUUACAACACCACAUAGUCUCCUGAGACUUCUCCAGUAUCAAAGCUUAUUGUUUCUUAGACUCUGUCACCUACUUUUGGAUGAAGUGGAAGUGUUACUCUCUGAAGCUAAUGAGCAAAUGUUUGCUAUAUUAGAUAACUUUAAAAAAAACAUGGAAGUUGAAGAAAGGGAAUCUGCCCCACAUCAGAUUGUUGCAGUUGGAGUUCAUUGGAACAGACAUAUAGAGCGUUUAAUCAAAGAGUUCAUGAACGACCCCUACAUUGUAAUCACAGCCAUGGAAGAGGCUGCCCUCUAUGGCUGCGUCCAACAGGUAGUACAUCUUUGCUUGGAAUGUGAAAAAACUUCUACUUUACUCCAGACUCUUGAUUUCAUCCCAAGUCAGGCACAGAAGACCUUGAUCUUCACCUGUUCUGCAGCUGAGACAGAAACAGUGUGUAAGGUGGUAGAAAGCAAUUCCAUAUUUUGCUUGAAAAUGCAUAAAGAAAUGAUUUUUAAUUUAAAAAGUGUUUCACAACAGUGGAAGAAGAAGUUAAGUUCUGGUUCUCACAUUGUGUUAGCCCUAACAGAUGAUUGCAUCCCACUCCUGGCCAUCACCGAUGCCACGUGUGUUAUUCACUUCAGCUUUCCUUCCUCACCAAAAAUUUUUGGUGGACGCCUAUAUUGCAUGUCUGAUCAUUUUCAGAGUUUAACUGAACAGGGUUCUGCAGAACAGGGAGAUAAAAAGACCAAAUCUGUCCUGCUGCUAUCAGAGAGAAAUGCCUGCCACGCAGUUGGUGUCCUGCGCUACUUGGAGAGAGCAGAUGCCAAGAUCCCUUCAGAGCUGUACGAGUUUACUGCGGGGGUUCUGGAAGCCAAAGAAGAUAGAAAAGCCAGAAGGCCUCUUUGUCCAUAUCUUAAGGCUUUUGGUUUUUGCAAAGACAGAAGGAUCUGUCCUGACCGGCACCGUGUUAAUCCAGAAGUAGACAUACCAAGGAAGUUAUCCAGCCAAACUCUACCGGUGCUUGGAUACAUAAAAAUAAUACCCUUUUAUGUUUUGAAUGCGACAAAUUACUUUGGUCGUAUAGUUGAUAAACAUGAGGAUCUUUGUGCAACUCUUAAUGCUGAGAUGAAAGAAUAUUUUGAAGACUCCAGUAAUAAAGCAAUUGUUGAAAAGGUGGAGAAAUUUGGAUUAUAUGGGUUAGCAGAAAAAUCAGUUUUUCACAGGGUUCAGGUGUUGGAGAUGAGUCAGAAGGAGGACACAUGGGCCCUGGAUAAUGUCCUUGUGAAAUUCAUAGAUGAAGGCAGGACUGGACUCGUCACAAGAGACCAGUUGCUGCACCUUCCAGAAAGUUUCCACACACUGCCCCCACAAGCUGUGGAGUUUAUCGUUUGUAGAGUGAAACCUGCGGACAGUGAAAUUGAAUGGAAUCCAAAGGUUACUAGGUACAUUCAUCAUAAAAUUAUUGGAAAACUGCAUGAUGCAAAAGUGAUGCUGGCUUUAGGAAAUACAGUUUGGAUUGAUCCAAUGGUGCACAUUACAAAACUUUCAAACUUGAAAACUUCUGUCAUUGAUUAUAAUGUCCGAGCUGAAAUUUUGUCAAUGGGAAUGGGCAUUGAUAACUCAGAACAUGUAGAACAACUGAAAAAAUUAUACAAAGGAGCUAAAAUGCCAUCUUUUGAAGAAAGCCUGAACCAGACCCUGGUACCUUCUUCCAGAGAAGACAGUGCUUGUCUGCCAAGCACACAGCAAGAGGACAAGGGCUCAGAGAGAGGAACUGACUCCAAGACAAACUCAGAAAACCAAAAGCAUGAAACUUUACCUAAAAACACUGGAGGUGCUUCCAUUAACAAAACUACAGAGCCGCCGAAAAGCUUCCACCCACAAAUAAAAUGGUUCCAAAAAGAGGAUGUGGUCAUACUGAAGAUAAAAAUAAGGAAUGUGAAAGAUUAUAAAUGUAAAUACUUUAGAGAUAGAGUUGUCUUCAGUGCCUGGGUAGGAGAGAAAUUUUACUUGGCUGAUUUGGAGCUGCAAGCCAACAUAAUAAAAGAUGAUUGCAAAUGCAUAAUUAAAUAUGACGAACCUGUAAUCACUCUUGCAAAAGAGCAAAGGGAGUCUUGGUGUGGCUUACUCAAACAGAGGAAUCCCAAUGUGGCUUUUGAUUUUGAUCACUGGGAAGACUGUGAUGAGGAUAAGGAGGAUAGCCACUUUGCCAAAGUUGUAAAUUCUAAAAACCUGUCCUGCAGCAUGGCAGGCUUGGUUGAGACCAGUGACAAAAGUUCGGAUGAAGAUGAAAGUGAGAGUGAAUGA